Folsomia candida is the source of this 1294-nucleotide messenger RNA. RefSeq lists its product as uncharacterized. The coding region runs from base 116 to 1147 and encodes 343 amino acids. The transcript has 5 exons. Lineage: Eukaryota; Metazoa; Arthropoda; Collembola; Entomobryomorpha; Isotomidae. The record is from RefSeq and is a predicted model, not a curated record.
UUCAUCUACAACGUUCUACAAUUACUUUCAUGAUUGUGUAACGAUCUUCAGUUGGUGGAAAGCUAUAGGAAAGACUUGUUAGUUCUCUAAAUAAAGUGACUUAAAACAGAUAAAAAUGCAUUGGGUAAUACUUUUCUUAGUUUCUCUAUAUAUUCAGGCACACAACUGUGUUCCUUUGGGUCAGUGGGAUAUCGCAUUUGAUGAACCUUCCACGCAAGAGCGUUUAAACAAUGCUUCAACUAUAACAGAAUUUGCACAAGAAUUAGGGGUUUCAGAGGAAUUUUUGCAACAACUAAAAGAGAACUGGGAGAAAGCCGUGGAAGACGAGAAACAAAAAGGGAAAGAUCGCCUCCGUCAAGGAGGAGGCAUCGGUGACUUUUUCGGUCUGGGCGGUGGCGGUGGCGGGGGAAAUUUUGGAGGAGGUGGAGAGCAAGGUGGACCAGAAGAUGAUGGAGAUGAGGAUGACGAAGGUGUCACGAUGGCACCAGGACCCGGCCCAGCUGGAAUUUUGACGGGACUCUUCGGUAUUUUUUCCGGAAUCGGAAGUCUAAACCCUAAACGAGUCAUUCAAAGUACAGUCAACUUUUUCCCACCGCAUCAACGCCUCGCUGCUCAAAUGGCGUUGGAUAAUGCCUUCGGACUCCAUAAUGUCACGACUCUUGCACCACUGACGGAUGCCCCAGCGAGAAAUGGAACCGGUCCACCUGCCCUCUCGUCGUCAGCUACCACGAAUAAGACAGAUGUCGUUUUAAGGAUCGCGACUACGGUCGCAACGACGGUUGACAACACAACCCGCAAACGGUUCAACCUCAAGGAAACCUCUCUUUUGGAAGAUUUUGAAGAGGCUUCCGUAAAAUUGAGCCCACCCUCUGACGUAAUUCCCAUCGAUGUGCGAAACAUUGAAACCCGACCAGGCCUUGGCUCGCUCGAAAAAGACUUUGCCGACACUGCCGACACUUUCAAAAUCGUCUCAGUAAACGUCCACGACGGGAAGAAUGGGGCCAGCCAAGAAGCAGAAAAGCAAGUUCUUAUAGUUAAUGCCACCACUAUUUCGGCAGAAGCUACAUCAGAAGCUUCGACCAUAGGGGUUUCUACCACGCCGGAAAUUGUGGAAAUUUCGACAAUUAUUGUUAAAGCAGCAAAAUGAUAAGGUUUAUUGGAUUUGGGAAAUUUAUUCUUAUACUUUCAAUACGUGGUCCUCGUUCUUUGGUAACUUUUUUGGUGCUUCAGCAUAAUUCUGUAAUCGUUUAUACAAGAAAUAAAAUAAACCAAGCUUAAAAUACGACUCUAAAAA